AUACACAAAUAAAGUCCUUGCUGUACAAUUCCCGGUCAAAGUGCACAGUAUGUAAUUGCUAGAACUUGAACUCUCGGGGGAUGGGAGAUACCAAUGUUUGAUUGUACAGGACUUCGAUACAUGUGUUGGUGCAAAUGUGUACUCAAUCUGUCUCACCUUAAUAUCAUUCUUUUGGUUGUGUAUUAUUUUCACUUCAGGAAGAAAGGACUUUUUGAAGUGUAACUGACAUCCUUAUAUGUAGGAAGAGGACUCACUAUGGAGGAAACAGAGAUUGAGAAAUUUGAUUGGUUUUGUGGUGAGAACGCAUCUUCUACGGAUAGCCUGUACCCUUUCUCUUGGGACCUAACCCACACCAUCUACAAUGCCUGUUUCACAGACCUCCUAGUGACAUGCUUACACGGUGUGUUCAUACUCCUCUUCUCUUUGGUCCUAAUCUUUGUCCGAUGCUGCAAUGCCAGAACAACCACCAAGCACCCCUAUGUCACCAGGUACCCCGGCCACGUUUUCCGCUGGUUCAUCUACGUGGCUUACAUGACAUUAUGCAUUUGCAAGGUAGGAGAAGGCGUCCUUACGGAUAUUCAGACCCUGAGUGAUCAAGAGACCUCACCACGGUUAUACGUGGCCCCAACUGCCGCUCUUGUCAUGUCCAUCCUGGCAGCGGUCUACUACCAUCAUAUGGAGUACUGGGAUGUUCCUUCCAUGAUAGUUCCUCAAGUCGUCUACUGGUUCUUGCUUCUUGCCGCUGAAUGUAUCAGAUUUGAGACCUUCUUCUACUACUAUCCUGAUGAGAUCACAUUCGGUACACUACGGUGGGACCUUAAUAUUGCAUCCAUAGCCCUUGUUGCUUUGAUAUGUCUUACUGAACUGCAUGCCAUCAGAAUUAAGAUACUGAAGUGGUGUACUAUAGAGGAAGGUUUCCCAGCUGAUCUCAAGGAUCCAAAGAUGAAUUACUAUGAGGGAUACUGUAACCUUCCAUCAUCUGUCUUCUUCUGGUGGCUCAAUUCUCUCUUUAAGAUGGGUUAUGAUAGCAUCCUAGAGAUCAAGGAUUUAGGAAAUCUCAACAAGACACACACUGUCCAUUAUAACGGUGGAAGGUUUGCCAAAGUACUUGCCGAAGAACAGGCCAAAGCUAAAGCAACGGGUAAGGAUAUGAACUUGUAUUGGGUGUACCUGAAGGCAUUCUACCCUGGUCUGAUUCGUGGAGGAAUCAUCAAGUUCUUUGGUGAUACCUCUUCGUUUCUCUCACCUUACCUGAUAUCUGGAGCUAUUGCCUAUGCCACUGCAAAUUCUUUCCCUGAUGCUGGGGACAAAGAACCACAAACUGACAAGUACAUUGACUGGUAUGACUUCUUCACCAAUGGCUUUGUUCUGGUUGUAGUCCUGUUUAUACAGUCUAUAUUUCAACGUCUUUGUAACCAGCACCAUUACCAUAAUGUGAUCAUGGAAUCUGCUCAUUCCAAAGCUGCACUCCAGGCUGCUGUAUACAGCAAGGCCCUACGACUAUCAAGCUACUCAAUGACUGGUGGAUCAAUGACCAUGGGACAGAUCACCAAUCACAUGUCAGUGGAUGCAACUAAUAUACUCAACUCUUUCCAAUGGAUACAUUACAUCUGGUCUAUACCCUACUUGGUGAUUGGGUAUCUCGUCAUUCUCUAUUUCCAGCUUGGCGUUGCCUCCCUGAUUGGAUCAAGUAUCUUUCUCUUUUCAAUACCUCUCCAGACAUUGAUUGCUAAGAAAACUGCCCAGUAUCAGAAAGGGGCCAUGACAUGUGCUGACAGUCGUCUGAAGCAGACCAAUGAAAUGCUGCAAGGAAUCAAGCUUAUUAAGUUAUAUGCAUGGGAAGACAUUUUUCUCUCAUCCAUUGGAGGAGCUCGUGCUGAUGAGAUCUGGCAGCUUGUUACUCAAAAUAUCUGGAAAGUCAUUCUAAAUGGUGUUUCAAAUUCUGCUCCAUUGUUGGUGAUGCUGACAUCCUACAGCUUAUACACGGUGUUAACAGGCCUGCCUCUGACCCCUGACAUCACGUUUGCUGCCCUCUCUGUCUUCAAUCAGAUGAGUCUACCUCUCUUCCUUUUACCCAUGAUAUUUACCUUCCACGUCAAUGCCGUGGUCAGCACUCGUCGCUUGUCUGUUUUCUUCACCGCUCCCGAGGUGGAGGAUAAGGAUGAUGGACGUAGGAAAGAGGAUGGGGAUUCUUACCAGACGAAUGGAACGCCCGACUUUCCAACAAACAGUACAGAGGUUCCUAACAGCAGAGUGGUCAACCCACGGAAAGAGGCAAGUAGAUCAUCUGGUAAAGAGGAUACAUACCGCCUCCUGAGAGAGAGUGAUGAUGAUCUUGCAUCAUCAUCAUAUGACAAUCCAGUUCACCGCUCACCUAUAAACUCCCCACAUGAAGAUGUUCUCUCUGGUGAUGUCAUUCUUAAGGUUACUGAUGGAAAUUUUACUUGGGACAAUACUUCAACAGCCCCUAUACUGUCUGGCAUACAGCUUGAGCUUCAUGCAGGUCAGCUGACAAUGAUCGUAGGUCAGGUGGGGUCUGGUAAAUCAUCAUUGUUGUCUGCAGUUCUUGGUGAGAUGACAACAUUACAGGGAGAGGUCAGGUGGAAUAGAGAGCAAAGCACCAUUGCCUAUGCAGCUCAAAAAGCUUGGUUGAUUAAUGCUAGCCUCAAGGAAAAUAUAGUCUUUGGAAAUCAGUUCUCAGCAGAUAGAUAUGAGAAAGUGAUCAAGGCCUGCUGUCUGCAGCCGGACAUUGAUAUUUUACCUGCUGGAGAUGAGACUGAGAUUGGUGAGAAGGGUAUCAACCUAAGUGGAGGUCAGAAGCAGAGAGUUAGUGUAGCCAGGGCUAUGUACAGCUACAACAAUGUGGUGAUUCUAGAUGAUCCAUUAUCAGCUCUGGAUGUUCAUGUUGGCAGUGAUAUGUUCUAUAAGGGUAUCAUGGAGUUCCUGAUUGAGAAUCAAAGAACUGUAAUCCUAGUUACACAUCAGAUACAGUAUCUAGAGCAUGCUGACCAGGUGAUCUACAUGAAAGAUGGCUUGAUAGGGCAUCAAGGAACAAUGAAAGAGAUUGGAGCCAAGGAUGCCAAUCUUAUGUCACUAUGGAAUGUUACAAUCAAAGAGAUCACAGAAUCCGAACCAGAGUCAGAAGAUGAAACCAAGACUGCAGAGGAGCGCAAGAAACUCAUCAGAUCGGUUUCUCAGACAGAAGAAGUCAAAAUGAAACAGGCAGGUAAAGAUAAGGAUUCAGGCAAGAUCAUUGAGAAGGAAGAACGUAUGUUGGGUUCUGUAUCCAUGAAGUAUUACUGGUACUACAUACAAGCAUUUGGUCCAUUUGCCUUCAUCGUCAUCUUCAUCUUGGCUCUAGCUCAGAAUGCUGCUCAGGCGGCUACAAACUUCUGGUUGUCUGCAUGGUCGGAUGCAGGAGCUAAUAUCACAGGGAAUGAUACAAAGAGUCAGUCUCAGGCAAUUCUUGAUAAAUAUCUUGGAGGUUAUGCUGGACUGAGUGUGGCUAAUAUUGUGAUUAGUUUGAUCUGGUCGACUAUACUCCUCAUCAAUGCUCUCUACACUGCCCGCAUUGUUCACAAUGUCAUGCUUCAACAAGUCAUCCACGCUCCACUUAGAUUCUUUGAUACAACUCCGAUCGGAAGAGUGUUAAAUCGGUUUGCAUCAGAUAUACAAGUCAUGGAUCAGAGGAUGGGUCAACUGUUGGUCCAGGCAAUCAAGUUCACUCUUGCAGCUAUUGCAGGAGUCAUAGUAAACACUAUCAUAUCCUGGUACUUUGUUGUGGCAAUCUUACCGGUAGCCAUCUUCUAUGUGCUCCUCAUGAAACUUUUCAUCAAAACAUCAAGAGAGUUGCAGAGACUUGAAAGCAUUAGUCGUUCACCAAUCUUUGCUUACUUCUCAGAAACUCUUGGAGGUUUACCUACAAUCAGGGCUUAUAGCCUGAAUAACCGAUUCCAGAGAAAUAUUCUGAGAAAGAUUGAGACUAAUAAUACAGCAUUCAUAUAUCUUCAGACUGGAAACAGAUGGCUAGGUGUGAGACUGGACACAAUUGGAGCUAUGGUUGUGUUUCUAGCCGGGAUGUCCAGUCUUGCAGCUUCUGCAAUCUCCCCAGAAACAUUUGGACCUAGUCUUGUGGGAUUGGCCAUUACCUAUGCCAUGUCUAUUGCUGGAUUGUUGAACUGGGUAAUCCGAUGUGCUGCAGAUUUAGAAAUGGCUAUGAAUGCAGUAGAAAGAAUUAAUUUCUAUUCAGAAAUUGAUAUAGAGGAUUAUGAUGGUUCUGUAAUACCAGCUUCAUCUUGGCCAGAUGAUGGACACAUUUUGUUUGAUAAUGUCUCGGCUCGCUAUGCUAGAGAGCUGGACCCUGUUCUAAAGAAGGUCUCUGUGCAUUUCAAAGCAGGUGAAAAGAUUGGAAUAUGUGGAAGAACGGGCAGUGGAAAGUCAUCUCUUACCCUCACCCUCUUCCGUAUAAUUGAUAUGUUUCAUGGUGAAAUUGUUAUAGAUGGAAUCAACAUAACUAGAAUACCACUGAAAGAGCUUCGAACUCGUUUGGCCAUCAUUCCUCAAGACCCAGUUUUAUUCACUGGUACUAUUAGAUUCAACUUAGAUCCAAUGGGAGAUAGAACGGAUGAUGAGGUCUGGCAAUCUCUCGAGAUUGCUCAACUCAAAGGUGUUGUGACAGAACUCAACUUAGGGCUUGACUCUAACAUCUCCGAAGGAGGUGAGAACUUCAGCGUCGGUCAAAGACAGCUUUUCUGCCUAGCGAGAGCUUUCCUUCGUAAGACAAAGAUUCUAGUGAUGGAUGAAGCUACUGCUUCCAUUGACUUUGAAACAGAUCGCAUUCUGCAGGAAGUUGUAGCAACUGCUUUCCAAGACAGAACCGUUCUUACAAUAGCACAUCGAGUUGCAACCAUUAUGGAUGCUGAUAGGAUCCUGGUCCUAGCAGAUGGUGUAAUUGAAGAGUAUGGAACGCCAGAGGCAUUACUAGCCAAGGAAAACGGAAUCUUUGCUUCCCUGGUCCAAAGUGGCAAAUAAUCCCAAUACAUAUAGCUUUCAUUCAAAGGGGGUGUUGCAAAAAAUGUAUUGCUAAAAAAUUUUAUUGUAAUUGAUUGCAAAUAUCAAUCACAUAAUUGUGAUUAAUGUGUCAUUAAAAAUUCAAUGAAUACUUACUGUUGUAAGAAGCAGACCAGCAUUCAAUUGCUAAUUUUGAGUAAUUGAAAAGACAUGACUUACAAUCGAAAGUUUUUUGCGACGCUCUCGUAUAGAAUAUACCAUAACGUAGAUCUUUGUCAUCAUGAUUAACCAUUCUUGUGACUUUGUUGCUUUAAAUCAUUCUAUAUGGAUUGUUAAACAAUCUUUAGAAUGUAGGUUAGGUGUAAUAUGUGAAUCUGAUGUUGAAUUGAUGAUUUGAUUGAUUGUGGGGCUUUGUUGUUACUUAUUUAGUGAUAUUCCAUUUCGGUUAUAAAGUAAUACCAUGUGUUCUGAACACAUAAAAUAGAUGUAUAAUAACGUAACAAUAAGACAGGUGUCAACGUAGGUCUACUGCAGAGUUAAAGGCAUCAUUCUUGUAUUUAAAAUGAAAGUUAGUACAUAUUUAUGUGAACAAGAUUUGAAAGUAGGUUAAAAAAAUCUAUAUGUUUAUGCUGCAUUCAUUUGGCAUAUUUGUGGAAUUUUAAAUUAUUAUAUUGAUCUAAUACUAAUGACAUCUCAUGUAAUGAAAAUGAUGUCAAGUGUUUCUACUUUUUUCCAUUCACAGGAAUUUAUUCCUUUGUAACAGAUGUUUUCCAUCACCCAGAGUGGAAUCAAGUUUUAUGAUCAAUAUAUAUAUAUACAUAUAUAUAUAUAUUAUUUUUUUUUUUUGGGGGGGGCUUCAAUUUUAAUUCAUGAAACUUUGUACCAAUAGAUUUCAUACAUUGCUUUGUAUAUUUGUAGUGUCACUGACGGGACUGGCGUGUCCCAAAGAUAGGUAGCUUUAUUUCAAUAUUGUAUUUUCCUAGUGUUUUCACAAAAGAUAGGUAUCAACAAGUUGUAAUCCACUUUCCAUGAAAGCUCAAGGCAGAGUGCAUUAACAACCUGGGACCAGUAAAACAAAGGUGUGCGUUGGAUAACAAAAUAUGUAAGUUAUUCUGGUUGGUUCCUUGAAAAUAUCUAGGAAAAAAUGUGUUUCUAACAAUGGUUUUGAGACUCUAGAUUGGACAUUGCAGUUUGGUAAUUGAGUGUUAACUUUUCUCUUCAUAGACAGUGUCUACAUUCGAGAAAUAUUCUUACAAAAGACAAACC
Lytechinus pictus (painted urchin) is the source of this 6276-nucleotide messenger RNA. RefSeq names its product ATP-binding cassette sub-family C member 9-like. Gene Ontology annotation, molecular function: ATP hydrolysis activity; ABC-type transporter activity; sulfonylurea receptor activity. The transcript has 32 exons. Bases 256 to 5031 code for a protein of 1591 amino acids. Gene Ontology annotation, cellular component: membrane. Lineage: Eukaryota; Metazoa; Echinodermata; Echinoidea; Temnopleuroida; Toxopneustidae. Gene Ontology annotation, biological process: transmembrane transport; potassium ion transport. The record is from RefSeq and is a predicted model, not a curated record.